Molecule: messenger RNA, 3376 nt
Organism: Alosa alosa (allis shad)
Lineage: Eukaryota; Metazoa; Chordata; Actinopteri; Clupeiformes; Clupeidae
Product: interferon-induced protein with tetratricopeptide repeats 3-like
Exons: 2
Coding region: 1362-2630 (422 amino acids)
Biological process (GO): defense response to virus
Cellular component (GO): cytosol
Molecular function (GO): protein binding
Source: RefSeq, a predicted model, not a curated record
ACGAACAAAACACCGUACGGUUGGGACAGAGAGAGGUCGCUGCGUGUGUACGCGCCGCCAUCUUGGAUCUUGGAUAUAGCCGGCCUUCUAAAAUCCAAGAAUGAGGAAUGCCUGAAACAAGGAACAACUCGGCAGUGUAUGUGAACGUGUUUACCUGUGUGUGUAUGAGUGUGCGUGUGAGUAUGUAUGUGUGUGGGAGUGUAUGAGUGGUGGGUGUGUGUGUGUGUGUACAACUUGUGCUCUGAUUGUGCACCAGUUUGCUCAUGGUUAUGUGUUAGCCUGUACACUUUUUGUUUUGUUUUAGGUGGGUGAAUAUUUAUAUAUGUAUGGGUGUGUGCUGUAAUGUAUGUGUUUGUGUGUCAAUCCGUUGAGUUCAUAUCAGAUGAGGGCAACACCAUGCCAGUUUGAUCAUGGUUAUGCGUUUAAAUGUAUGUGACUACACCUGUAUGUAUGCUUAUGUAUAUUAGCCUGUAUGCUUUUUGUUUCGUUUUAGGUGGGUGAAUAUGUGUAUGGGUGGGUUGUUUUGUUGCUGGUUGUCUUUAAACAGUAAACUUGUUUAAAAUACCUUAAGUCAUUGGUUAUUUGUCAAGAAACUAUUUAGUUAUCAGUUAGUUGGUUAAUACAGCCUAGUUAUAUUGGUUAAUUUUACAACUGAGAAAAAUUGGUUGAAAAUGUAACCAAUCUGCUUAACUAAUAUGUUAGUCGGACACAUAUUACACGAUCUAAUGGUUAAAACAACCUAGUUAGAUUGGUUAAUUUGUCAACUAAUGAAAAUUGGUUGAAAAUGUAACCAAUCUACUUGACUAAUAUGUUAGUCGGACACAUAUUACACGAUCUAAUGGUUAAAACAACCUAGUUAGAUUGGUUAAUUUGUCAACUAAUGAAAAUUGGUUAACAUUUAACUAAGUCAGAUUUGUCAAUUUGACUAAUAGUUAGUUGGACACUUAAUACACAAUCUAAUUGGUUAGUGCAACCUAGUGGGAUAAGUUAAUUUGUCAACUGAUGAAAAUUGGUUAAAAACUUAACUAAAGUCCAAUUUGUCAAUCUAACUAAUUUGUUAUUCGGACACAUAUUACACGAUGACAUUGGUUAAAAUUGAUUGAUAUCAUGGUUAAUCCAACUAAUCUGUUUUUAGAGUGUGUGAUUUCUAUUUCACAGAAUCGAAAGUUAAUGCCUUGCAGAUAUCCUAUACUUUGGGAGGCCUACGUGAUCACUUGAUAAGUGGUAGACUUUAGACCUUCUUAGAUAACGUGAGGGCCAAUAUAUACUGGAGGUUCGUUGAAAGCUUUAAACACUUGAAAGAAGCUGUUUGGAGAGCACAACACAUACUCUUUCAACACACUAUACCACUGAAAUCCAUAAUGGACUCAUUCAAGACUCCUCUGAGGAGAAAGCUAGACAGCCUUGAGUGCCACUUCACCUGGAACCUCAGUGGCAGCAAGGGGCAACGUGUUGAAGGUCUGAGGGAGUAUUUGGAGGAAGUUUGUAAAGGUGGUGGCUGUCCUUGGGAGGGUCACCUGUACAACCUGCUGGGUUACAUCAUCUACCACAUCACAGACUCCGCAGAGGAGGCACUGGCACGCCUGCGACAGGCUGAGGUGGCUCUCAAAGAGCGAGAACCGGAGGGCAGAGGACCUCGUAUGCUGGUCAACCAGGCUAACCUGGCCUGGGUGCACUACCAUUUGGGCGAGCUGCCGAAGUGCCACGCUUGUCUGGAGGAAGUGGCCCGGCUCCAGGAGGAUUUCCCUGCACCUCCCGGGUGUGAACUGCAUCCAGAGGUUUAUGGGGAGAAAGGCUGGACUCAGAUUAAAUUUGAACAUGAUUUGAAGACGCAAGCUGUAACUAACUUUGAAAUGGCUCUGAGAGGAGACCCAGAUAGAAAAGAGUGGCACGCAGGCCUCGCAUUCGCCAAGUAUAAAGUUUAUUUUGAUUCAGGGAAUGAUGAGUUGAAAGAAGAAAUCAUAGAGCAAUUGAAACGUGCGAAGACAAUGGAUCCAGAUAAUCUUCGCAUGUCAACUCUCUACUUGGUUGCUUCGGCAGCGGUUGGCCGGAAGACAGAGGAGACUACGAAUGAGGCAGAACAUCUACUCCAACAGAUAAAACCAGGUUGUGAUGGCUUGGGAGACCUUUUCCAUUUCUUCCGCAAGUAUGAAUCACCGGAUAAAGCUUUACAAUUAGCAGAAGAGGUAGUGAGAAAACACCCAUCUGAAAGAGAAGCCAAAAAGCAGCUGGCACUUUGUUAUAGAAGGAAAAUUUUUGAUUCACAGGGAAAUAUAGAUCAGGAGUUGAUGACGAAAGCCAUCAACAUUUAUGAAGAGGUCAUCAGCCUUUACCCAUACAGGGAGAACUUCCUUAUGCAUAUUGCAGGAUUAUACAACCAAUCUUGGAACAUCGAGAAAGUAGAUCAAAUAUAUAAGGAUCUUCUCAGUAAGAGGGAAGCCCUUGAACCUAAGUCUCUACAGCUGUUAUACUCUAAAUAUGCGAAGCACCUUUAUUUUGUAAAAAAAUUGCCUGCGGAAUCCAGUGAUUACCACAAAAAGGUUGUAGAAAUCCAAGUAGAUUCUAGGGAGAGGCAGGACAGCAUUAGAAUUCUCAGGUCAAUUUCUAGUCGUCACAGAUCAAGAUGGUGAAAUCGGAGACUUUCUAUCACAGCUUGGCCUGAACUGAUUUUAUGCUGUGUCUUGUGAUAUAGACAGCUGUAGUGAUGUAAUAUUCAGAUACAUGAAAGUGAUGGUUGCUUGAUCUAACCAUAACAGCCUCCCAAGAUCUGAAGAAUUCCAAGUCUUUCUCUCCAACCAUCUGAACUGAUCAUGUACAGUUUGUCUACUUAUACAGAUAGCAAUAUUCAAAUACAUUUAACGUUUAGUGAAUGUAUAAUCAAGAAAUUGUGCAACUUACAUACUUUUGUACACAGUCAGAUAACGGAUGAUAUGCACACAAAAAAAGAUAACACAAAGAUAAUUAAAUUAAUUAAAAAAUUGGGGUAUAAACUUUGACAGAGCAUCCUGUAAUGAAUACUGUACAAUGUAUUCAGUGUUGUAGUCACUGUUUAAAUGUGUCAAAAAAUCUUUCAGUAUCACAGCUCUCUGGUUGGUGCCAGCAGAAAGGCCCAGAGGCCUAAUGUCUUCCCCACCCCACCUCUACUCAUAGUGGAGAGUUCCUUCGGCACGUCUUUGGAACACAAAAACACAAAGAGGAUAAAGUGCAUGACAAGCUGGGAAAAUCACCAGGAAAGCUCUACUGUCAGCCAUGGAAUGUUGUGUUUUGCAUAGAAAAUAUUUCAGACUGCCUUAAUAUGAUGUAUGGACAGAAUGAUGCGUUAUUGAUGACAUGCAAAUGAAGUCAAAACAAAAUAAAAUGAUAUUGGAAAAAUAUA